UUCUUGACCUCAUAUGGAAGAUAUAGCAUUUGAAAAGUUGGUUCUUCUACUCAUUUCUCUUUAGAUAAACUUGAAGGGCCACUGAGAAAUAUCUCCUAUUGAUUCUUUCUACAUAUAUAAACUUCUACAAUACCCUCACAGGGACAGACAGAUCAAGCUCAAAAAAAAAAAAAAAAUUGGAUUUUUUACAUGAAUGCUUCCGCUUAGAGACAUCAUACAAAGCCACUUCUGUCUCUAUUUGUUCAUCACCAAAUUGCAUGGCUAGGCAAUUCUCUCCAUGUUCUUCCUCUUCAACCACAUUCUCACCUCCUCUCAAGCAAGGGAUAAUUUUCUUUACAAAAUCUGUCAUUGUCCCAACAAGAACGUUUUCCUCCCGGUGGGUCUCCAAGAUUCAUUCAAGAACUCAUCCAAGAAAUCAUUUUGAGUUCAAAUCAUCAAAUGGGUAUCCUCUAAAUGCUGUUUCUUUGCACGAUGGAUCAGCUGGAAACCCUCUGGCCAAAGAACUCCCACUCUCUGAUUCCAGCAUUUCAGAGUCUACUCUCAGCAUUACUGUUGUUGGUGCUUCAGGGGACCUUGCAAAGAAGAAGAUCUUUCCAGCGCUUUUUGCUCUUUUUUACGAGGAUUGGCUGCCUGAGAACUUUACAGUUUUUGGUUAUGCGCGGACUAAAAUGACUGAUGAGGAGCUGAGAGACAUGAUUAGCAAAACCUUAACUUGCAGGAUUGAUAACAGGGAAAAUUGUGAUGACAAAAUGGAUCAGUUUCUGAAAAGAUGCUUUUAUCACUCAGGUCUUUAUAACUCUGAAGAGAAUUUUUCGGAAUUGGACAGCAAGAUAAAAAUGAAAGAGGGGGGAAAACCGUCAAAUAGGUUGUUUUACUUAUCAAUACCCCCAAACAUCUUUGUGGAUGUGGUGAGAUGCGUGAGUGUUAAAGCUUCUUCAAAGAAUGGGUGGACAAGAGUCAUUGUUGAAAAGCCAUUUGGUCGUGACUCAGAGUCAUCUGGGAGGCUGAUCACAUGUCUAAAGCAGUACUUAACAGAGGACCAAAUAUUCCGGAUUGACCAUUAUUUGGGCAAGGAGCUUGUUGAGAACCUAUCUGUGCUUCGUUUCUCGAAUCUUGUUUUUGAGCCUCUUUGGUGCAGGAAUUACAUACGGAAUGUGCAAUUCAUAUUUUCUGAAGAUUUUGGUACAGAAGGAAGAGGAGGGUACUUUGACAACUACGGAAUCAUCCGAGACAUAAUGCAAAAUCAUCUCCUGCAAAUAUUAGCACUAUUUGCAAUGGAAACACCUGUCAGCUUGGAUGCCGAGGACAUUAGGAAUGAAAAGGUAAAGGUUUUAAGGUCAAUGAGACCACUGCAGCUUGAAGAUGUGAUUGUAGGCCAAUACAAGGGCCACAGCAAGGGCAGUAAAUCAUAUCCAGGAUACACAGACGACCCAACUGUGCCAAAGGACAGUCUUACUCCAACUUUUGCAGCAGCGGCACUCUUUAUUAAUAACGCCCGAUGGGACGGGGUCCCUUUCCUGAUGAAAGCCGGGAAAGCUCUUCAUACUAAAAGGGCAGAGAUCAGAGUCCAGUUCAGACAUGUCCCUGGUAACUUGUACAAGCGGAACUUUGGAACUGAUUUGGAUAAGGCUACAAAUGAGCUAGUGCUUCGUGUACAACCGGAUGAAGCCAUAUACCUGAAGAUUAACAACAAGGUUCCUGGCAUUGGAAUGAGACUGGACCGCAGUGACCUUAAUUUGCUUUACAGUGCGAGGUAUCCAAGAGAAAUACCAGAUGCGUAUGAGCGGCUCCUUUUGGAUGCAAUAGAAGGAGAACGACGAUUGUUCAUUAGAAGUGAUGAGCUCGAUGCAGCUUGGUCUCUAUUCACACCAUUGUUGAAGGAAUUGGAAGGGAAGAAGAUUGCACCAGAGCUCUAUCCUUACGGAAGCAGAGGACCAGUCGGGGCACAUUAUCUUGCUGCAAAGCACAAUGUUAGAUGGGGAGAUCUUAGUGGUGAGGACUGAUGGACAUUGAGUAACUUUUUUUUUCUAGCACUUCACAUGCAAUUCCCCAAUCCUAACAAAGUAGUUCCUCCGGAAUGAAAUUUGGUUCUUUCCAAUGCAUUAAGUGUAAGCUAGUUGAUAAGUUCACUACAGAUGGGAGAGUUAAAGGUCAAUGUAUAGUGAAUGUGAAGCAUUUUGAAAGAUCAAUGGCUUAGUUCUGGCGGUAAUAAAUCUUCGGUGAUGAAUGUAUAAACAAUGUGCAAUUGUUGCGAGUAUUAAUCAAUAAAUGGAUGGUUGAUCCUUAUGGGAACAAUGAGAGAUUUUCAGUCUGUU
This is a messenger RNA of Ilex paraguariensis (yerba mate), 2315 nucleotides long. The record is from the annotation of a GenBank genome assembly. NCBI's taxonomy places the organism in Eukaryota, Viridiplantae, Streptophyta, Magnoliopsida, Aquifoliales, Aquifoliaceae.